Messenger RNA from Cuscuta campestris, 4911 nucleotides. NCBI's taxonomy places the organism in Eukaryota, Viridiplantae, Streptophyta, Magnoliopsida, Solanales, Convolvulaceae. The record is from the annotation of a GenBank genome assembly.
AUUCGACUCGGCCCAAUGUAGAACCACCCACAGGUCGGUUAUCCAUUCCCACGCGAUGGCUUGUCCUCCUAAAUGUCAUCCCUCUUUAGCGGCACUCUCAAUCCGUCUUCAGCCGCACGCCGCCGCCGGAAGCGCCUCUCUUUAUAAACGCAUACACACACGUAAAACUGUUGCAUACCCGUAGUCCCGUACCAAUCUCAACCCUAAUCCGAGCCCGCCUCUGGACGAAUCCCUAAUUUCGCAUCGUAUCCAAACAAUGGAUUCACAGGUCAACAAUCUCUACGACACCGCGUCGCAGCCGGACACCGGCAACGACGACGCCUACACGUUUCUCGAGUUCAAUACUCAAGGCGAGGACUUCGAUUACCCGGAGUUUCGCGAGCUUUCCCAGCCUAUUCGAUCGCCUGCGUGGCCCACGCCAUCGGAUUCUUUGGUCUCUGAAUCUGCCGCAGACAGGCCUCCCUCCUCGGAUGCCUCGCCAUCGGCUAAAUCCCGUAGUGAUGGAGCUGGGAAUGGCGCCGGUGGAAGUAGUAAUAGUAAUAGUGGAAGUCACCAGGCUGCCACUGUUGAUGCCUUGGUCGCCGGGAUGAGCGGAUUGAACUUUGAGGAGACUGGGGAUGAAGAGGGUUUUGAGUACGGAAAGGGGAAUUUUGCAGUGGAGCAUGCUUGUAGAUAUUGUGGUGUCACGAAUCCUGCUUGUGUUGUGAGGUGCAAUGUGCCAUCUUGUCGCAAGUGGUUCUGCAAUUCCAGAGGAAACACUUCUGGAUCGCAUAUUGUCAAUCACCUAGUUCGAGCAAAACACAAAGAAGUGUGUCUUCAUAAAGAUAGUCCACUGGGAGAGACCAUUCUAGAGUGUUACAAUUGUGGUUGUCGAAACAUUUUUCUUUUAGGCUUCAUCUCUGCCAAGACAGAUAGUGUUGUCGUUCUCCUAUGUAGGGAACCUUGUUUGAGCGUUAAUGCAUUGAAAGAUAUGAAUUGGGAUCUGAGUCAGUGGUGCCCUCUCAUUGAUGACAGGUGUUUUUUGCAGUGGCUUGUUAAGGUCCCAUCAGAACAGGAACAGCUGAGAGCUCGCCAGAUUAGUGCUCAGCAAAUAAACAAGAUCGAAGAACUGUGGAAGGCAAACCCUGAUGCUACCCUUGACGAUCUUGAGAAGCCUGGAGUGGAUGAUGAACCUCAACCUGUUGUCUUGAAGUAUGAGGAUGCAUAUCAGUACCAAAAUAUUUUUGCUCCUCUGAUCAAGCUUGAAGCUGACUAUGAUAAGAUGAUGAAAGAGUCUCAAAGUAAAGACAAUGUUACUGUUCGUUGGGAUAUUGGUCUCAAUAAGAAACGUAUUGCAUACUUUGUUUUCCCAAAGGAAGACAAUGAGCUGCGAUUGGUACCUGGUGAUGAGCUGCGGCUGCGUUAUUCAGGAGAUGCAGUUCAUCCAGCUUGGCAAUCAGUAGGGCAUGUGAUAAAAUUAACUGCACUAGAGGAGGUUGCCCUUGAACUUCGUGCUAGUCAGGGUGCUCCAGCUGAUAUUAGUCAUGGGUUUAGCGUGGACUUUGUUUGGAAGAGUACCAGCUUUGAUCGGAUGCAAGGGGCAAUGAAAACAUUUGCUGUGGAUGAGACAAGUGUCAGUGGGUAUAUAUAUCAUCACUUAUUAGGAAACGAAGUUGAGAUGCAGAUGGUACGCAAUGCAUUGCCUCGACGUUUUGGAGCACCUGGUCUUCCAGAGCUCAAUGCAUCUCAAGUUUUUGCUGUAAAAAGUGUCCUUCAGAAGCCCAUAAGUCUGAUUCAAGGUCCACCUGGCACAGGAAAGACUGUCACUUCAGCUGCUAUUGUGUAUCAUAUGGCUAAACAAGGGCAGGGGCAGGUUUUAGUCUGUGCACCCAGUAAUGUUGCUGUGGACCAACUAGCUGAGAAAAUUAGUGCAACAGGUCUUAAGGUGGUAAGGCUUUGUGCAAAGUCUAGGGAAGCUGUCAAUUCUCCUGUCGAGCAUUUAACUCUUCACUAUCAGGUUCGCCAUCUUGAUAUGUCAGAAAAAAGUGAGCUUCACAAGCUGCAAUUACUCAAAGAUGAACAAGGAGAACUGUCCAGCAGUGAUGAAAAGAAAUAUAAAAUUUUGAAACGGGCAACAGAGAGAGAGAUAGCUCAAAGUGCCGAUGUCAUUUGUUGCACCUGCGUUGGUGCUGGAGAUCCUAGAUUGACAAAUUUUAGAUUCCGUCAGGUUCUUAUUGAUGAAUCCACACAAUCAACGGAGCCUGAAUGCCUUAUUCCUUUGGUUCUUGGAGCGAAGCAGGUUGUUCUUGUUGGUGAUCACUGUCAGCUUGGUCCUGUCAUUAUGUGCAAGAAAGCAGCUCGUGCAGGGCUUGCUCAAUCACUAUUUGAGCGCCUUGUGUUAUUGGGAGUCAAGCCAAUUAGGUUGCAGGUACAAUAUAGAAUGCAUCCUGCCCUUUCCGAGUUCCCAUCAAACAACUUUUAUGAAGGAACUCUUCAAAAUGGAGUUACUGUCAAUGAAAGACAAUCAUUAGGCAUUGAUUUUCCUUGGCCUGUGCCAAACCGUCCUAUGUUCUUCUAUGUUCAGAUGGGACAAGAGGAGAUCAGUUCCAGUGGUACUUCCUAUUUAAAUAGAACUGAGGCUGCACAUGUUGAGAAGAUAGUCACUACAUUUUUAAAAAGUGGUGUGGUUCCUAGCCAGAUUGGAGUGAUAACACCAUAUGAAGGUCAACGAGCCUAUGUUGUCAAUUAUAUGUCAAGAAAUGGUUCAUUACGGCAACAACUUUAUAAAGAAAUUGAGGUUGCAAGUGUAGAUUCAUUUCAAGGAAGAGAGAAAGAUUUCAUCAUUCUGUCUUGCGUCAGGAGUAAUGAACAUCAGGGUAUUGGGUUCCUAAAUGAUCCAAGGAGGCUUAAUGUGGCUCUCACUCGUGCUCGUUAUGGUAUUGUGAUCUUGGGAAAUCCUAAAGUUUUGAGCAGACAACCAUUGUGGAAUAGCCUGUUGUCGCACUUCAAGGAGCACGAAUGCUUGGUGGAAGGACCACUAAAUAACUUAAAGCAAAGCAUGGUUCAAUUCCAGAAGCCAAAAAAGAUUUACAAUGACAGGAGGGUUUUCUUUGCUGGAGCUCCUCGAAAUUCCAGCGAUACUGUACCUACUUCUUCAGGUGUCAAUAGUGACAAGAGAAAUACUCGUUCUAGAGGUUACAUUGCUCCUGCCAUGCCCAACGGGGUUCAUACACCCAGUGUCCAUAAUGCGUACCCAAUGCCCCGUGCUCCCGUCCCACCUUACCAUGGAGGUCAUCUGCAGCCUUAUGCCAUACCUACACGUGGGGCUGUGCAUGGCCCUGUUGGUACUGUUCCUCAGUCUGGUAGUCAUGGGUUUGGGGGACAUAACACUCCAAUUGGUGGUCAUCUUCCCUACCAGCAAAGUUCUCAGCAAUCAAUUGGAGGUCUUGGUUCUAACUUCAAUUUCCCAGCAUUGGAUAAUUCGAACAUUCAACCGCUUGCAGGAGGACAGUUAACUCAGCCUGGAUAUGUUUCUAAUGUGGGUUGAUUGAGUUUUUGCUCUACUUUUUUAAUUGAUAGUUUUGUUCAUUUGUGACUGGUUAUCCCAUAUUCCCAUCUCACAUUUCAGGAUAGGUUUUCAAAUGUACCCUUUUUCUUAAACUUUAUGUGUUUCCUUCAAUCUUUUUCUUAUAUUUCAUCAGGAUUUCUUGGGGGAGGAUUUUAAGAGCCAGGGAUCACAUGUUGCAUAUAGUAUUUCAGAAUAUUCCACACAGGCUUCACAAAGUGGGUUUGGUGUUGACUAUGCAACUCAAGGGGCACCCUCUGGAUUGCCUGGGAACUUUGUGAGCCAGAAUGCUCAAACUGGAUACUCUCAAUUUCCUUCUGCAAAUGAAUAUAUGUCACAGGAUUAUAUGGCUCACGGUGCCUAUGGUCUGUUUACACAAGCUGGAUACAACGAGCAUUCACAAGAUGAUGCUUCACAGAAGCAUUUUGGGAUGCCCAACUCCAACCCGCUUCAAUCACAGAGUGUGCCAAAUCCACUUUAUCCCCAGCCAUAUUCCCACUACAACACAACAAUAAACAUGCAAAAUUCCCAACCUCAACAAACCUCAAGGGGUUCAAAUUCACAGAACCUGAACCUUCACUACCAUGGUUGAAGGUCUAGUCUCUCAUCAAUUCAAUGGUUCAUUCUUCUGUCUCCAGCAGCUCGGUUUGUGUGUUGUCCAAUGUGACGAUAUUUAUCUGCACUACUAAGAUCCAGUGCAGUGUUUCCCACUAUUGCAGUUGGGCUACACCCUUUUGGGGGACAAAUUUAAGCAUGUCAGAAGAACACAUUCCAGCACAUCCAAUGCUCUGGGUAGAAGGAAGGCCACAGACAAACCAGGUACACUGUUUGGACUGAAGGGUUUGGGAGGAAAUGGAACGGAUGGAUAUAUUUUUUCUUAUUAAAAAAACCCGGAGGGGCGGGGUUAUGAAGUUUUAACAAAGACAAUACCUAUGAUAAAAGAGUGAAAAAAUAAUCAAAGAACUUCUAAUCACAAUUCUCCAUUUUUUCAAAUUGACCAUUUAAAAAAACAACUCCUUUCCAUCUAUUCUUCUUUCCUCCAAAUCCUUCAAUCCAAAGAUAUUAGUGAAAGAGAAGAUAAGAGAGUAGUGAAAUAUAUGUUUGGAGGAAUUAUGCUGCUACAGACGAGAGAGCUGCUGCUACCCGUUAUAUUUUUAAAAAAAGUAUAUAAGCGUGCCGUCUCUCUCCCUAACAUGUUCAUGGAUGAUGGCGAUAUCGGUAUGUAUUGGCGAUUGUCAAACAAACAAACACAGCCUUGCUGCUACUCUAACAAUGUAGUGCAUAAAUGUUUGCCGUUCUGUCCUCUUUCCUUGUGGAUAAAAACUUCUAAAGCCUUACGAUAAUUAGUACUAUGAUUUAAGUGCUGA